CGCUGAAAUUCUUCUUCAACAAGAAGUAGAUCUAUGGCAAGACUGUUUAAAUAUGGAACGUCGUAUCGCCUGUUGGGAGAAGAAUGAAUUAAAAACAGAAGACAAAAUAAUUUUAAAUUUGCAGAAAACAACCUCUGGUUCUUCUAGCUUGUCUACACGUUUAGGAAUAAGAAAUAAUAAUCUACCACCGGAGAUCAACGAUUUUCAG
Messenger RNA from Trichobilharzia szidati, 208 nucleotides. Lineage: Eukaryota; Metazoa; Platyhelminthes; Trematoda; Strigeidida; Schistosomatidae. The record is from the annotation of a GenBank genome assembly.